This is a messenger RNA of Nicotiana tabacum (common tobacco), 1293 nucleotides long. RefSeq lists its product as uncharacterized. The record is from RefSeq and is a predicted model, not a curated record. Lineage: Eukaryota; Viridiplantae; Streptophyta; Magnoliopsida; Solanales; Solanaceae.
AUGAAUCAAAAUGCUCAAUAUGGUAACACAUACAAUCCGAACUGGAGGAAGCAUCCUAACUUCUCUUGGGGUGGAAAUCAGAACAUCAAGCCUCAAGCGAAUUAUAAUCAUCCACCUCAACCUCCACAACAAUCAGAAGAGAGUUUGACUGACAUGAUUAAAAAGCUCUUGCUAGACAAUCAGAAAGUUAUGGCUGAGAAUCAACAAUUGCGCACAGAGUUCAGAAAUCCAGAGAGGCAGUUUGGAAAAAUGGCUAACAAUCAGAAUAUUAGACAUGUUGGUGCUCUCCCAAGUGAUACAGAGAAAAAUUCUCAACUCAAUGCAGUGACUUUGAGAAAUGGGAGAGAGUUAGCAGAGGUGCCUAAGAAAAAAAAGGAGCAGUCUGGGCUCGAAGAAGAAAGAGUGCCAAAACCUGUAGAGGUAGAUGAGAGAAACAAAAUAGAGUAUGAGCAAAUAUCGGAGAGGGUGCCACCUCAUUUUCCUCAAAGACUGAGAAAUAAAAAUGAUGACCAUAUGUUUCACAAAUUUUUAGAUAUGCUGAAGCAGAUACACUUGAACAUCCCUUUGGUGGACAUGCUCCGUGAGGUCCCAAAAUAUGCAAAAUAUAUUAAGGAUAUAUUGGCAAAUAAGAGGAGGUUAACUGAAUUUGAGACCGGCGCACUUACUGGGGAGUGCACUUCCAGGAUUCAACAUAAGCUUCAACAAAAGCUUAAGGAUCCGGGUAGUUUUACCAUCCCCGUGAGGAUUGGUGAAAUUAAUGUGGGUAGAGCCUUGUGUGAUUUGGGUGCAAGUAUCAAUUUGAUGUUGUUGUCAGUGUUCAAACAAUUGAGAUUAGGAGCUUCGAGACCCACCACGGUGCUGCUUCAGUUAGCUGACAUAUCUUAUGUUUAUCCUGAUGGGGUAAUUGAGGACGUCUUGCUGCAGAUUGGGAAGUUUAUUUUCCCUGUAGAUUUUAUCAUCCUGGACUACGAGGAUGAUGAGUUAGUUCUUAUCAUCUUGGAACGACCUCUUUUGGCCACUGGAGAUGCCAUUAUCAAAGUCCGAGAAGGUAAGAUGAUCCUGAGGGUGGACAAUGAAGAAGCGGUCUUCAAUGUAUAUCGAGCCAUUCAGUUGCCUCAUCAUUACGAGGACCUGGCCAUGAUUUAUGUGGUGAAGAUAAAUGAACCAGUCUUAGAGCCAAGUGCAUUUAAAAAAGAUGCACUAGAAAAGGAAUUGAUGUUGUUCAAUCACUUGGAACCGAAAGAGGAGGUUGUGGAGAUGUUGCAAAUUUUGGAUGCAUCUUGUGAAUCAUAA